This is a messenger RNA of Physcomitrium patens, 1230 nucleotides long. RefSeq lists its product as uncharacterized. Gene Ontology annotation, biological process: protein stabilization; protein import into mitochondrial matrix; protein folding. The record is from RefSeq and is a predicted model, not a curated record. Gene Ontology annotation, molecular function: protein-folding chaperone binding; zinc ion binding. Gene Ontology annotation, cellular component: mitochondrion. NCBI's taxonomy places the organism in Eukaryota, Viridiplantae, Streptophyta, Bryopsida, Funariales, Funariaceae.
UUCAUUCAGCCUUUUCCGUGUGCGUGAAGGCCCUGCACCACCAUUUCGGCGAUAAUAGAAAUCUCCUGCUCCCCAGUUGCUUCUGUUACUGCGAAUCUGUGGAACCACGGGGCUAGUGCGCGUUGUCCCAAUCAGCUUGGGAUCAGCCCUUUGGGAGCACCGCGGGAUCAAUCGGCUGUGUUUGGAAGCACAAUUUGGAGCACGUUGGUUCAGUGUCAGGGCUUUUGCGAACCAAUUCGCACCAGUCAUGGCGACAGGAGCGGUGUUAUUGCAAGUCGGGACGAGAUACUGGGGUGUGGAUUCGUGUGCGCUGCAUUCGAAUCGCGUAUGCGGAUUUGGGACAACUCAUGAACAUUGCUCGUGGUCGAAGUUGAAGGUGAAUGGCAGCAGGGAGAUGAAGUUGAGGGACAGGCUAGGGUUUUUGCGGUCUGAGAAGAUGAAAUUGCUGUCUCCGAUCGUCGGUGCCGCGUCCCAACGGUUUGAUGAUGCGUUUGAGGAGCCUGCUUACUCUGAUUCGGAAACGGAGGCGGGCGCUAGUGAGGUCUCUCCUGAUUCCCUGGACAAAGAGGAGAUUUCUCCUGAGGCAGGUGCUAUUGUUGUGUCGUCGUUGUCUACAUCUUUGCAGACCCUAUCGAAGGAUGAGGCAAUGGGAAUCAUUUUGAAUGCCGCUGGGUCAACAGCUGGUUGGACAACAGGUUCUGGCUUAGAAGGCCCAUCUUAUCCAAUGGAGGAGGCUGCAAAUGAAAUGCCGGGCCCUAUUUUCAGCAAGUCGCCCAGGCGACGCAUGCGUGUGGCUUUCACAUGUAACGUAUGUGGCCACCGCUCGAUUCGAGCUAUUAAUCCUCAUGCCUACACUGAUGGCACAGUCUUUGUACAGUGCGAAGGGUGCGAUGUAUUUCACAAAUUAGUCGAUAACUUGAAGCUGUUUCACGAACUCAAGGGUCGUAUCUACAAGGGUUAUGAAUGUUUUGAAGUAGGAUAUGACCAGUAUUACGACUUUCUUGGUUGAUUCAUACUUUAAUACUUCCCAAGUUCUUGCUCGUAGUGGGAAGUGUAUGUGAAUAUUUCGAAGGAGCACAAGGUUUAACUCGUAUCUUCUAGGAUGCGUAUGUAUAGGUCAUCGGGCACAAAGAAUCUGAAUUAUUUCUGCGUGUUGGUCAUGUCUACUAGAGCGUGACUACUGUAUGUUUUAAUCUAUAAAAUGCAUCUAUGAAACAUCUUGAAUUGUCA